ACCUCUCAUUAAACCAUCACAGUCCCCACAUGCUUCCUUUAAUACCAAUCCCAAGCAGACACUCUCUCUCAAAUCUAUUUUAUCUUUACAGUCAGAGAGAGACAGAGUCACAAAAGAGACAACAAUGGCGGUGAAAAGCAAGAAGAAGAUGGUCCUUAAGGCAGUCUCUGUUGUUAACAUCGGUUGCAGCAACUGUAAGUUCCCAACCUUGUCUUCUUUUUUCAACCGUUCCUCCAAAAAGCCCAGCCUCUACUCCUCUUCUUACGGCCACGGCCACGGCCACGGCCACUCCUCCUCCACCACCACCACCACCGUCUCUUCCUCCUCCGCCAUUCCCUCCACUACUCACUGGUUCUCCGACAACACCUCCUCCUCCUCCGCCGCCACACCCUCAGCCGCCGUCGCCGUCGAGAAAGACUCCGACGACCCUUACCUCGAUUUCCGCCAGUCUAUGCUUCAGAUGAUUCUCGAGAACGAGAUUUACUCCAAAGACGAUCUCAGGGAGCUUCUCAACUGCUUCCUCUCACUCAACGAGCCUUACCACCACAGCAUCAUCAUCCGCGCCUUCUCCGAAAUAUGGGAAGGAGUGUUCUCAGCCGCCGUCAAACGCCGUGGUAGCGUUCAAGAGUCUCCGCUCGUCCGUCAUCAUGGGCCGUCACGGGCCUCACGUGAUUACCAUAAUCACCAUUACCACUGAACGAUGUAAUGUAACUCUUUUAAGUUUUAAGUUUUAACUAAGUAUCAUGCCAUGUCACCAAUAAUAUAUUGACACGUUGACUAUCCAUAACAACUAGAACCGAUGUGUCAACAUAUUAUUGGGUUUGGGCUUUUUAACUUAUCUUAGCUUUGGGAUUCUCUUGUUUGUCUUUGAACCAGGUGUAACGACUACAAUGGUAGAAUGUUAUGUAAAAUGACCUUUCGUUUUAUAAACUAUAGUUUAAAUAUU
This is a messenger RNA of Brassica oleracea var. oleracea, 946 nucleotides long. Its product is annotated as transcription repressor OFP6-like. The coding region runs from base 125 to 697 and encodes 190 amino acids. The record is from RefSeq and is a predicted model, not a curated record. NCBI's taxonomy places the organism in Eukaryota, Viridiplantae, Streptophyta, Magnoliopsida, Brassicales, Brassicaceae. Gene Ontology annotation, biological process: negative regulation of DNA-templated transcription. The transcript has a single exon.